AUGUCUGAAUCUCGCAAGUCCAACAAGUCACCGCUUCAAUCGCUGGACCCGCAACCUAUCCGCAGCCCGUCUCCCACGCGAGAUCGGGACCGAGAACGAGAGCGAGAUCGUGGAGGACGAGAUCGCAGUAUGGAGCGUGGGAUAGAUCACGGUAUGGAUCGUGGGAUGGAGCGUGGAGUUGAUCGCGGUCCGGAGAGAGCAAAGUCAUAUCCAGGACCUGAAGCUCAGUAUGGAUCUGGGCCAUAUGAGUCUCAGAACAACUUCAGUUCCCAGGACUACGGCACCCAGGGCUACAGCCAGCAGAACUACGACUCGCAAGGCUACAAUGCUCAGGGCUACAACCAAUCCUACAACCCUCAGAACUAUCCUCCCGUCAGCGGCCCUCAGACAGGACCAAACAACAACCUCCCGAUGCGUCCGGUGUCUGAGUCUUAUCUUCCCAACCAUCCCGGAGCCAUGGCCAACUCGAUAAAAGCACCCCAGCAGAUGGUCCCCGCCGUGGUCCCGGCUGAUCUGCGAGAGCUACAGGCUCUCAGGACAAAUUGCCAGUUCAAUCUGCGCGAGUACAUGAGCCUGCAGCGGCAGCGACGUGGUGGCGAUUCAGCUGUUUCGGCUUAUGAGCUUGAGACCCGCGUCCGCCAUCAAACCAUGAUGGUUCUGAAUGAUCUGAGGAUCCUGCAGGGUGAGGUGCGCAGCAUCGCCAAAGAAGCCGAGAAUCACCGCUGGCGAAGAUGGAUCAUCGGAGGAGCCAUUGCCACUUUUAUACCUUUCAUCCGCAGAUUCUGGCGCCGAAGCGACGACGACGAAGACUCUCACUUAUCGGCCAACGACACCGAGUACGCCUUCAAGAAGUCAAAGGGCCUCCUAGACCAUAUAAAAAACGGCGUGCUAGGCAAAGGCCGGUUCGCCAAGUUAGCCUUCAUCGUGUUUGCCGUACUCUUUGUGUUUUCCAACGAGGUGUCCAUCCGAGUUGCCCGGACUGUGCAGAAGCGGCUUAAGAAGCUGACUGCGAGAAUCGAGCAUGGAGACCCGGACAUUGAUGACAAGGACAUGAAGCUUCUCGAGGGCUGGCGAUGGAGGGUUUUGCUGUGGUGA
Fusarium sp. VM40 is the source of this 1095-nucleotide messenger RNA. The record is from the annotation of a GenBank genome assembly. NCBI's taxonomy places the organism in Eukaryota, Fungi, Ascomycota, Sordariomycetes, Hypocreales, Nectriaceae.